Solanum verrucosum is the source of this 777-nucleotide messenger RNA. RefSeq lists its product as uncharacterized. NCBI's taxonomy places the organism in Eukaryota, Viridiplantae, Streptophyta, Magnoliopsida, Solanales, Solanaceae. The coding region runs from base 1 to 777 and encodes 258 amino acids. The transcript has 3 exons. The record is from RefSeq and is a predicted model, not a curated record. Gene Ontology annotation, molecular function: zinc ion binding; nucleic acid binding.
AUGACUACAAGAAGGGCGGCCGCAAGAAGGAUGGAAGAGGAGAUUGUAAAUGAGGGAGUUCCUCCCCAAGGUCCUCAAGAGCCUCAAGGUCCUCAAGCUCCUAAUAAUGAGAGGGAUUUAAAAAAUGUGGAAACAAGGAUGGCUCUCCAAACAUUAACUCAUGCUUUAACGACUCAAGUCACCAGGGAUGCUAGAGUUCAAGUGAACCCCAAUACAAGUAAAACCGCUUCAAGGAUAAGGGAUUUCACAAGAAUGAAUCCCCCUAUGUUCUAUGGCUCCAAAGUGGAUGAAGACCCACAAAGGUUUAUUGAUGAAGUGUUUAAGGUGCUUGAUUUUAUGGGAGGUUCUCCACAAGAGAAGGCGAAACUAGCCGCCUACCAAUUGAAAGAUGUAGCUCAAGAUUGGCAUGAAAAAUGGGAGGAUGAGAGACUCGUAAGAGCGGGCUCGGAACAAAAGCUCAAGCAAGUGAAUAGAGAAGUGAAGAGGGAAAGAAUCGAUGAUGGAAAUUCUUCCAAGGGUAAAUUUGAGGUGCAAGGUAAGCCAAGGUUCAAGAAAAGGUUUUCCAACCAAGGCUCUUCUAGUGCUCCAAAGCAUGAUGGCAAGUGCUUAGUUGGCACGGAUGGUUGCUUUAGUUGUGGGAAGAGCGGCUAUAUGAAGAGAGAUUGUCCCAUGCUAAGGGCUCAAGGAAGAGAGGGCAAGCAAGUCCAUCCUAGUGGUUCAAAUUCUGAUGCUCCCAAGAAGAACCACUUUUAUGCUCUUCAAUCCGGAGGUGACUGA